CGGUCAGUUCGCCACUGAUUUCCGAGGACUCGACGGCGUGGGCAAGACUUGAGGAGCUUGACCCGCUCACGAGAGAGGACUUCGCCUGGAUGCCUCCACCCUCGACCGGAACCUUGCCAAGGCCGCAUUGCAACGCCUUGAUGGCAACUCUACGCUCCUAUUUGCACACUAUAGUACCAGCUCCGUUGACGGACGACGGGGUAGCGGUUGUCGAUCUCCGCUCCUAUCUUGCGAAGAUUGACCGCGAGCAUGCCACCCAAAGGUACGCUGAAACCGACGCACCUUUGCUCUAUAUCCGCAUUCAAAUCGGAAAGGCAACCUGUAGUGCCUUGAUUGAUUGCGGAGCGUCUCGCAACUUCAUGAGUCAAGCCUUUAUGGCCCGCGCAGGUCUUGGCCCGCGCGUUCGAAGAAAAACGCAACCUACGCAAGUUACACUCGCGGACGGCCACACGCAAAAGUCAAUUGACCGAUGGGUUGACGGCGUUCCGGUCUACUUUGCGCCACUUGCGUGCGAGCCGGUGUCUUUUGACAUCCUCGACACCAAGUUCGACAUGAUUCUAGGCAUGUCUUGGUUGCGUAGCGCCGAUCAUCCGGUGAACUUCCAUGACCGAGCCGUUCACAUCCGUGAUCGGAACGGAGUGUUAGUCCCAUGUGCGGUCGCGACCCCUCACACUUCGAUUGCUUGUCACGUGGUUUCCGUUGCGCGGAUUCGCGACGCCAUUGCUCGGAAUGACGUCGAGGAGAUGGGCCUUGUAUUCUUGCAUGCUCUCCCCUCGCCGGACGGACCAGCUGCGUCACCGCCGGACCCACGCAUUUCUAACCUCUUGGACGAGUAUAGAGACGUCUUCGAGGCUCCCACCGGAAUGGUUCCGGAUCGGCCCAUACGUCACGGGAUCACUCUCGAGGCUGGCGCCGUCCCUCCGCGUGGAUGUAUCUACCGCAUGAGCGAAGAGGAACUCGAGGUGCUUCGCGCACAGCUCGAUGAUCUUCUCAACAAGGGUUGGAUUCGCCCUAGUUGCUCGCCAUACGGAGCACCUGUUCUCUUCGUCCGGAAGAAGAACAAAGAUCUACAGUUAUGCAUCGACUAUUGGAAACUUAACGCACAAACCGUAAAGAACGCCGGCCCUCUCCCUCGGAUUGAUGAUCUCCUUGAGCGGUUAGGCGGCGCGACGUACUUCUCGAAGUUGGAUCUGAAGUCAGGCUACCACCAGAUUGAAAUCCAGCCUCAAGACCGGUACAAGACCGCGUUCAAGACGCGGUAUKGGCAUUUUGAGUGGGUUGUCAUGCCRUUUGGCCUCACCAAUGCCCCCGCUACGUUUCAAGCAGCAAUGACGACUGAGUUUCGCGACUUGCUCGAUCGCAGCGUCCUCAUUUACCUUGAUGAUAUUUUGGUCUACAGCAGGACGUUGGACGAGCAUAUCAUACACCUUCGCAUUGUCUUGAAUCGUUUGCGACUAGCCAAGUACWAAGCGAAUCUCGACAAAUGCGAAUUCGCCAAGCAAGAGCUUGAGUACUUGGGCCAUUUUGUCACGCCGAAAGGCAUUCGUCCCUUAGCGGACAAGAUCCAAGCCAUCGUGGAUUAGCCGGAACCCCGUUGCACGACGGAUGUACGCUCUUUCAUGGGAUUGGCUGGAUAUUAUCAGCGUUUCGUCGAGUCAUACUCGAAAGU
This is a messenger RNA of Chara braunii, 1669 nucleotides long. NCBI's taxonomy places the organism in Eukaryota, Viridiplantae, Streptophyta, Charophyceae, Charales, Characeae. The record is from the annotation of a GenBank genome assembly.